This is a messenger RNA of Ilex paraguariensis (yerba mate), 1584 nucleotides long. The record is from the annotation of a GenBank genome assembly. NCBI's taxonomy places the organism in Eukaryota, Viridiplantae, Streptophyta, Magnoliopsida, Aquifoliales, Aquifoliaceae.
AGAUUACUAUGGUGUCUUGACAAAUAUAAUUCAAUUUGAUUAUUUUGGGGACAAUAAAUUUUUUUUUGUUCGAAUGUGAUUGGUGGGACGUUGGCAACGAAGGUAGAGGAAUUCAAACAGAUAAAUAUGGCUACACUAGUGUCAAUAUCACAAGAAAGUGGAAUACCAAUUAGCCAUUUGUGCUAGCAUCUCAAGCAGAACAAGUUUUUUAUGUCCAAGACUUGAAGUUAGGCAGUAAUUGGAAAGUAGUGGUAAGGACACAAGCUUGAGACUUGUAUGAUAUACCUGCUAAAGAAGAUGAGGAGACAGUCUUGGAUGAUGGGCCCUACCAACAAAAUGAGUCAUCCAAUGUAGCUGACACAUGGAAAGCUAGUGAUAAUGAUUUAGUGUGGCAACGGGAUGAUAUUCCUCCAGUACCUAUUGAUUCAAAUCUUGUAAUGCAUGAGGAAGAGGGUGCUGAGCAUAUUGACACUUUCAUCAGUGAUGAAAGUGAAGAGGAUUCUCCUUUUAUGGAUUCUAAUACCGAGGAAGAUGAAAUGAACACUGAUGAUGAUAGUGAGACUAAUAGCUUGAUGUAGUUUGAUGCAUACAAUUUGUUCUGAGCUGGAAUGUACUGGAUAGACUCUAGACAUGACUAGUAGAAUCCGAGGAAGAGGUGGCCGAGAAGAAGGUUGCAUAGAGCAAGCCUCACAGGUAGAGCAGUCUACAUUAGAGUCAAGGCCUUCUGAGCCUAGACAGGUUGAGACAUCUGGGAAGAGAGGACGGGGGAAAACUAGAGGUAUAACAUUUGCAAAAAAGAGACGUGCAGAGGAGAAGCCAGAGGUGUAUAUUCCUCCAAAACUGAUGCGAGCUGUCAGCAACAAUGCCCAACAAUUAAUCACUGAGUUGGGCAUUAUUGUCAGGCAGAUGGCCCCACUGCAAUUUCCCAAAUGGAAGGCCAUCCCAAUUGAUGAUAAGAAGAAGAUGUGGUAUGCUUCGAAGCAAAAGUUCACUCUCAAAGAAGACCCUUGCAUUGAGGAAGCUAUAUACCAGCAGCUAAAUCGGCAAUAUAGGGACCAUCGACACAGGCUGCAUAAGAAUUAUUAUUGUAAAUAUGCCAAUGAUGAGAUUAGACUUCAAAAUUGUCCGCCGGAUGUGAGCCCGAAUUGCUGGGCUACUCAUUGGUUAUUUUGGAUCUGUGGACUUCAAGGUUUUGAUGAGCGUACAUACAUGGAGAUGAUUAUGUUUGAUAUCCCUUUAAACCAAGUGAUUGCGGAUAUAACAGAAUAUGAAUUUGAAGUGGUUGUUGGGAUACCAUCAUGGAUGUUUAGAAUUGUUUCUCAGAGCGACCUUAAGAGGCUAGAGGCUCAAUCAAUGGAGGAAGGAGCUACCCCCAUGGCUAAGGAUCAGAGGUUUGAAGCAGUGCUCGGUCCGGAAAAAUCAGGAUAUAUACGUGGUCGUGGGGCUGGUCCAAAGCCCACAACAUCUACAGUUGGACAGUGCAUCCGUGCACAACUAGAGAAGGAGAAUGAGGAAUUGAAGAGGCAAGUUGAAACAAAUAGGAUGCGUUGGAGAAGGAAAACAGUGAUAUGGCUUCUCGACUAG